AUGAUGCCGGCCCUCCCCAGCGUCAAGCACCUUGCAAAAGGCUUGACCGUCCUGCUGGCCUCGCUAUCCCUCGCCAACCCAGUCACAGCGGGAGCCCUACCUCCUCGCUCAGACUCCAAGAGCUGCGGGAAUGGCAACGAUGCCGAACCCCCCCGCCGCAUCGGCUUCCUCCUCCCGCGCGCCUUCGACAUAAUCGACAUCUUCGGGCCCUUCGAGGUCUUCCAAGCCCUCUCCCGCAAGACCCACCUCGACAUGUUCAUGCUCGCGCGCACGCUCGAGCCGGUCAAGACGGAGCCCGUGGCCGCCUCCAUGAACCAGUUCAACUCGUCCUUCUACCCGACCUUCAACCCCACCCACACCUUCGCCGACAACCCGCCCCUCGACGUGCUCGUCGUCCCCGGCGGCGCUGCCGCCCGCAGCCCCGACCUGGGCCCCGAGAUCGAGUACAUCAAGAAGGUGUUCUCCUCGCUCAAGUACUUCAUCACCAUCUGCACCGGCGCCGGCAUCGCGGCGCAGUCGGGUGUGCUUGACGGCCACCGCGCGACCACCAACAAGGCCGCCUGGAACACUAUGACCCCGAUGGGGCCAAAGGUCAAGUGGGUCUCACCUGCCCGGUGGGUUGAGGACGGCAAGGUGUGGAGUUCGUCGGGCGUCACGGCCGGCAUUGAUCUCGCGUUUGAGUUUGUGAGGCAAAAGUACGAGAACGGCAGUGCCAUUGUCGAGUCCGUUUCUGGUAGCAUUGAGCAACACUGUUAUCACGGACUGGCGCGACGACCCCUGGGCUGCCAAGUUCAAUGUUCCCGUGACAAAUUACGGGGUUUUGUUGUAUACGGGGAGUAA
Chaetomium globosum CBS 148.51 is the source of this 840-nucleotide messenger RNA. RefSeq lists its product as uncharacterized. The transcript is spliced from 3 exons. NCBI's taxonomy places the organism in Eukaryota, Fungi, Ascomycota, Sordariomycetes, Sordariales, Chaetomiaceae. The record is from RefSeq and is a predicted model, not a curated record. The coding region runs from base 1 to 840 and encodes 279 amino acids.